AUGACUCAAGAGUACUCUGCGCUGUUCAAUCAACCCAUGAUCCAACAGAAAUGGGCCAUCAACGCAAAACCUGCUCUUUUUCCGGUCUUGACAUCUAUCUUCCUACUCUUCAUUUCGGCGGUUUCAUUGCCGUCUAAAAGUCGAUCGGCGAUUUAUUUUAGACUAGCUCUUCUCCCGUUUCAAUUGAUGUUGGCAUACGACUUAUGCGUCAAUAAAAAUUACUCCUUGGGAUCCGCGUUCAGGGAUCCUGCAUUUCCCAGUUUUGGCUUCCUCAUUUUAUACCGGGCAAUGGAUUUCUCCAUCUUAAACCUCUGGGACCCCGAGCCUGCGUUUUAUUGGAUCGUUCCCGAUCGACCUCCAACAAGCGACGCAAAACUCGUAUCUUCAGAUGAGAAAUCUAUACGGUGGCGCAAGGUACCACACCCUCCCCUCUUCUCAUUUGAUCGUAUGCUCUGGGCAUUGGACAAUCUCACCCUCAUGAGACCUGGUACACCCUUCCUCUUCCCAUGGAAAAUCAGAGCCCUCGAAUGGUCUCAACGUACGCUCGAAUCCCCUGAGACGAAAUUCGGCGAGCCCGAAUGGCCACUCUUGCCGGCUAUUAUCCAGCAACUCGUCCAUCUUGGUUGCCAUCUUUACAUUCGCCAAAUCGACAUCAAGGCCGGCCAGCAGCUAUGGAGUCUACCUCUCUUCGUCCAAUGUGCAUUGUCUUUCGCACUUGGUGGAGCUGUAACGUUCUCUUAUGCGCUCGAGGAAGCAAUCCUUUUCCCAUUGAUCCUGCGCUUCAAACUACUACCAAAAACCGCAUUGGUAUCUCAUUCAAAGAGAUCGAUCACUUCGGCUGGCCUCGGCGAACUCUGGGGUAAACGGUGGCAUCAUAUUUGGAAAAGGUGCUUUGUUCGACUGGCCCGAUUAAUGCCUGGAUCGAAUAACCGCUUGAUCCAAAUGUUUGGCAUAUUCUGGAUUAGCGGCAUGUUCCAUUGCCUACUACUCGCAAGACUCUAUCCUACGCCAGACAUCAGCCGGCCAAUGUCUUUUUUACCUUUGGUAUAUGAGCCGGGAAUUUACAAAUUCUUCUUAUGUCAAGGGAUCGGAGUUAUUGUCGAGAAAAUUGUCUUGGGGGAUCCUAAGAAGGAUGAAGCUCUCACCAAAAAAAUCAUCCGUUUAGUUUAUCUCUAUUUUGUUUUACUCGGAGCCGGUAGAUUCUCGACUAAUGCUCUGGCUGUGAAAGGUCUAUUAGAUAAAGAUCAAUGGAAUACGGUCACCAUACCGGCUAUUUCUAAAAUGUUUUAUGAUAUAUUCACAAAAUGA
Puccinia triticina is the source of this 1308-nucleotide messenger RNA. RefSeq lists its product as uncharacterized. Bases 1 to 1308 code for a protein of 435 amino acids. Lineage: Eukaryota; Fungi; Basidiomycota; Pucciniomycetes; Pucciniales; Pucciniaceae. The record is from RefSeq and is a predicted model, not a curated record. The transcript is spliced from 2 exons.